GGCAAUUUUAAUGGCGAUGAUCACACGCAUCCCAAAAACAUGGAAAACAAAAACAAGGAAACAGAAACAUAUCCCACGCAGAAUCUCAAAGGGAAACUCCCCAUCCAUACACGAUUCUAUCUCCCGCCGUCAGAGCCAGACCAUUACAUUGGACAGGCACAGCCCCAGACCCAGAACCAAGACCGAUAUCAAGAAUAUGACCCCCCCCGCAGCACCCACAACCUCGAGAUCCUACACUGGCUGCGCACAUCCACCUUCGACGACGCCUCAUCCUCGCCCUCGCACGACCUGUCCGAACAGCUCCCGCGGGUGUCGCCCCCGGCGCGGAUCGUGACUCCCGCGCGAUACGAGCAGUCCCGACGGGCGGCGAGACUGCGGCAGCGGCGGGAGGACAAACCGGAGCGAGGGCACAUCUGGGGCUCCAUCCAGGCGUGUUGGGCCAGGAUGCGUCGGAAGGACUAGACUAGACAGACAGACAGACAUCCACCUCUCUCUACAUCACAUCUACCUCUACAUUCUAUCCAGACUGCAUCAAGCACAUCAACGUCAUUCGUGCAACAUCACUCGCCCAAUGGGAUCCCCCCGGAGCGGCACAAUAGGCCCCUGCUCAAACAGACUGGGUAUCCUGAGCUUCUUAUUACAUACAGCUAGCCCCAUACAA
This is a messenger RNA of Aspergillus heteromorphus CBS 117.55, 661 nucleotides long. RefSeq lists its product as uncharacterized. NCBI's taxonomy places the organism in Eukaryota, Fungi, Ascomycota, Eurotiomycetes, Eurotiales, Aspergillaceae. The coding region runs from base 40 to 462 and encodes 140 amino acids. The transcript has a single exon. The record is from RefSeq and is a predicted model, not a curated record.